This is a messenger RNA of Thalassophryne amazonica, 5121 nucleotides long. RefSeq names its product collagen alpha-1(XXIII) chain. The transcript has 33 exons. The record is from RefSeq and is a predicted model, not a curated record. NCBI's taxonomy places the organism in Eukaryota, Metazoa, Chordata, Actinopteri, Batrachoidiformes, Batrachoididae.
UUGAGUUGGUGCGCUGUCACGUGCGUGUAGGAUCAUCUCCAGUUGGAUACGGAAGGCUCUUGCUCGGCGUGCGUAAACCCGGUGCGCACUGCUGCUGCGUCUUGUUCCAGACUAAUCUGGGACAGCGCUUUGAAAACUGCCUGGUGGAGGUGUCGCGAACACAUCAAGUGCCCAGCAGCGCUAUCCGACUGAACCGAGGGGUUUGGGUCAGUGUCCGCCACAGCAUGGAGACAUCCAGCGACUUUGCCGGGGAAACGAAGCCGGCGUGUAAGUGCGCGCCAAAGUCUGCUGUCCAGCGGCUGCUUCCAGCUUUCCCCCUUGGUAUCUGCUCGUUGCUGUGCCUGAGUUCCAUCGCCGUGUGUCUUCUGAUGAGCCUCAGGACCCACCAGCUGGAGAGCCGCUUGCAGAUGGAGAUGGACAAAGUGUCCGCCCUCUACUCGCCACGCGCGGCUUUUCUAAACGAGGAUGGAACUCUAAUUCCCGAGCUGUGCACUUCAGUAGGAAAACUCGUGGAAGAGAAAUUGGCAGUGCUGAUGCCCAAAUUGCGGACAGUCAGAGAUGUUGGCCAAGAGUGCUCCUGUCCUCCAGGGCCUCCUGGAAAACGUGGAAGGAUCGGAAGAAGAGGGGAUCCUGGACCUCCUGGCAAAGCUGGAAGGGAUGGAUACCCGGGUCCACUUGGCUUGGAUGGCAAACCGGGUUUACCAGGUCCCAAAGGAAGCCAGGGGACUACCUGACCCAAGGGAGAAAAGGGUGACCGAGGAGACAUCGGGCCAAGGAUGGUCUUUCCCCGUUAUGACCAUGGCUUUAUCUCUGGUGAACAGUCCAACACCUUUCAGAGACGCUUUCUGAAGGGGGAUCAGGGUCAGGCUGGACCACCUGGUCCUCCCGGCCCCCCAGGUAGCCCUGGUCCCAGAGGACCCCCAGGGAAUACUGGCAAGGAUGGGCCUCGUGGCCCUGCUGGAGAGCCGGGUUUUCCAGGUCGUGAUGGCAUUGAGGGACAACAAGGCCUGCCUGGGAAGCCGGGAGAAGAUGGCGCACCUGGUUAUCCAGGACCACAAGGCCAGCCAGGAGUAAAGGGUGAGCCAGGUCGAGGAGAGAAGGGAGAGAGAGGCGCGGAUGGACUCCCAGGGUUGGAUGGAGAAAAGGGAGAUAUGGGGGAGCCAGGACCACAGGGACCUAUGGGUCACCCCGGUGAGAAAGGUGCCACAGGUUCCUCAGAUAUUAUUGACUUCAACGGGAAGCUUCUCGACGCUAUCCAAGGCCCACCUGGACCACCUGGACCACCAGGCCAUCCAGGGGAAAAAGGUGAACUUGGUUUACCUGGACCAGCGGGAGUUGAUGGACAGAAGGGGCUAAAAGGUGACAUGGGUGAGACAGGUCCACCCGGUGAAAGAGGAGAAAAGGGAGAGUUGGGGCUUUCUGGACCUGCUGGUGUGGACGGACAGAAAGGAGAGAAGGGUGACUGCAGACUGGAAGACAACCUGGUACAGAUGAUUUCCCAGCCAGGCCCUCCUGGACCACCAGGACCUCCUGGACCCCCUGGUUUCAUGGGACAUCAUGGAAUGCCUGGUCCAAAGGGUGAACCUGGUUUCGGGAUGAAGGGAGAGAAGGGUGACAGUGGUACUCCUGGAACAAGGGGACUGGAUGGCCUCCAGGGACCACCUGGUCCAAUAGGGUUGGUGGGUCUUCCAGGUGCCAAAGGAGAAAAGGGCAAACCAGGAGAGCCUGGACUAGAUGGUUUUCCUGGACUAAUAGGAGAGAAAGGUGACCGAGGGGAAAGGGGAGAUAAGGGUGACAGAGGAGCUGUCGGAAAGAGAGGUCUAAAGGGCCAGAAAGGAGAGCAGGGGCCCCCAGGCCUGGACCAGCCCUGUCCUGUGGGAUGUAAUGAAGCCAAAGGUCUGUCUGUGGAGGCGGUGCUUUCUACUCUUCCACCUCCCCCUGUCCCUCCUUCUGGCCCUGAGGGCCCCUGUCCUGUGGGACAAGACGGGCUGCCCAUACCAGGCUGCUGGCACAAGACACAUUUUGAGGAGCUGGCAAGGCAGAAGUUCAAACGUAAGCGUCUCUCUCAGCCCUGAAGGAGCAUGGUGCUCGGCGGACAAAGGACACAGAGAAGAGGGGCAGACGAGCCUUGAUGGAGCGGAGCUGUGCACUGAACACUCAAAUCCUCCGUUAAAGGACACUCCAGGAGGGGGCGACAGAGUUACACUGCAUUUCUUGAUUGACCUGAGAAGAAAACACACCUGUGGCUCAUGCUUGGCUACAGAUUGAUGAUCAGUUGUGGACUGAUGUCACUGGCACAUAGGGAAGGAUUCCUGCACAGAUGCAUUGAGUGUGCACGGUGAUCUCUUGUAUAGCUCUUUUCUACAGGUUUUCAUAUUGCAAUGAAUCCUCAGACAGUUGAGUUUUUUCUUUCUUUCUUAUAAGAGCAAUCUUUCCAUUUGAACAAACUGCACAGUAAGGACAGUAAGUCUAUUUUUUUAAAUGCCUUACACUUGCAGAAGUGGUGACUUGUGUGUUGUUUUUAUUCUUUCAUAUCUUCUAUAUAUUUUUGCCUGUUAACAUUUUGCAUUCCUGUGCAUUAUCAUGGUUGUGUAAUAUAUAUGCAGAGUCAGAGUCAGGUUCAGUGCAGGAUUUGUAGAAAACCUUUGCAGUAUUUGUAAGACAGUAUUUCAACCAAGAGGUUGAUCAGAUCCAACUUGAGGUUGGUUCUGUUUUAAUAUCAUCGUUACGUGUUGUGGUUGGCAGUUAAAACUUUUUUCUUUUCAUUGUAAUUAUCAAUAUUGUGAUUUAAUAUAUUAAUCCAAUGAAAACAUAAUCACGUUUGUUGCCAGUUUGUCUGGACAAUAGUGUGACUUGUUGCUGCUGACAUGAAUUUUCAUCUAUAUAUUCGUAAACUGACCUGAAGGACUGACUACCCAAAUUAUGUUGGAAGCAAAUGUACAUAAAAACAUUGGAACUUUAAUGGUUUACUUUUAUUCAGCAUUAGGCACCCCCGCCACUGAUUCAUGACUGCCAUUUGUGAUUUUUUUUUCCUUUCUUUUUUGGAGAUGGUAUAAUUUUGUUUGUGCUUAAAAGCAUUCAAAGUUUACCUGAUUAAAGGGGUCACGUUGUGCAAAAUUGAAUGAUAACUACAUUUUGUAAUUCAAUAAGCAUAAAGGGUAGACUGCAAUAAGCUGUGGAAAUAACCUUUUUUAUGUUCUUAAAGCAGAAUUUUGGCCUGAAAAUUAUUAUUUUUUUUUUCUUCUGACAUUUUUCAUGAUCACUUUCCCUAUAAAAGGAAAGGCAAGCGGCAAAUCUUUAAUUUAAAGCAGCAACUACAUAAAUGCAUUUAUUUCUUGAAAACCCUGAUUCCCCAUCUUGGGAGAAUACAUCACCUCAGUGUCUGUUUUUUGAUACAGACUUCAAUGUCUGUUUUAUAAACAUCUGCUGAUCUGUUUGCUCAUGUCAACAGUGACAUGAUAUCUCUGGGAGCUUGGCCUGUGAGGUCGAGAAACAUCUGGGAUGACCUUAUGGAGUCAUGAGGUCACCGGAUAGAGAUGUUUGGUGAUGCAUAUAUCUUUGCAGAAGAAUCCAACCCAACUAUUUGUGGUCCUGGUGCAUCUUGUCUUACUGAAUAGUUGUUACAUGUGGACGCUAACCAGUGACCUAAAACGCCGACUGAAUAUCUUGGGCACUUUGUUUCUUCAGAAGGAUCCUUGGGUACCACAGAAAUGACUUUGUGCCAAAUGAAUAGUCACUAAGGAAGACUCUGAUGAGGAUGAUUACAUGCACUGUGAGGAAACAUCAGGUGUGACAUUUUGGCCAUGUGGAGUGUUUCUGUUGCCUUGAUCCAGCACCCAGGUGCCUCAGCUGGAAACAGCUGGGGGUUCACAUUUCACCUUGCUGUGGCAGAAAGGUCUACUUUUAUGAGGUGAACUUGGACCAGAUGUCUGCCUGGGUGGUUGCCAAUCAAGACCCAGGCAGGUUCUGUGAUGUAGCGGAUGCAGCGGUCCACUGCACCAACACACGCUCUUUGUCCUGACCUGUGAGCUAUGCUAGCUUACUGGAGAGUUGCACAAUGUGACCCCAUUAAAGUUAUAUACAAAUAUGCAAAUUUAUCCUGACAUAAAUAUGCACACAUACACAUUUUUCUAAGGAACAGGGAACAUUAAAAUUUUAAAUGUUUUCUAGGCAUACGUCUAGUCUCUUGCAUGCGGAAGGAAAGCGGACAAUCAUAAUUUGAUUAUUUUUGCAGACAGUUAAAUAUUUACAUUCAAAUCAAAUUCAUUUAAAAAAAAUACAAAUUUAAAGCAUAGUAUUAUUAUAAUAUUAUAGCUUUGUCUGUGUUCUGGUUUAUAUUGUAUUUUGUGACUGAACUACAAUAAAACUAGAAUACAGCCAGUAUCUUUGAUAACGGUUAUGUUUAUUUCAGUUGAUUACCCGUCGCCGCCUUUAUUGUGCCGGCUGCUUAACCAACUGCUAACGUCUAAAAUGACAUACAAAUGAAUUGUAUAGAAUGUGGUCAAUAUUGUCUUUUGUUUUAAAAUGUUGUUGCUUGUGUGGAAAUACAACCUCAAAUGUAUCUCUGGAUGCAACACAUGAAGGAGGCCUGUAAAGCUCCUAACUGCUCCACAUUCAAAAUUCUAAUCUUUUGGUGUGGACAUUUCAAGUUCCACGAAAAUGUACAAAUGUCUAGUGUCACUUUCUGCCAUCACACAAGUUGAUUUGGACCGUGUCAUAGAAAGACAGUGAACAUUUAUUAAGAUAAAGGUAUUUUAGAACUGUUGCACGAAACUUGAUUUCAGACUUUGUGUUAGUGUCAUUUAGAAGCUUUGUUGAGAAAUGAUCAAACCUGAAUGUUUUAAACACACAACUCUUACUGAGCAUGAUGAUACUGGAAAUUAAUGGUUAUCUGUUAUGUGUUGAUUUAUUUUACAGAUUCUGUUAAUUACAGUUUAAAAGGUGUCAGAAGUGACUCGAUGUCUGAAAACAACUUGGUGGUUUGCCAAAACAUUUUUGCCAGUAUUAGCUGUUUGUGCAUUUGAUUGAAGAAUUAAGCUAUUUUUGUAAUGGUUUAAAUAUGUAUAACGUGACAUCUGGUUAAAUAUACCGUAGAUUGAAAUAAACUACAGUUUUAUGCCU